This is a messenger RNA of Limulus polyphemus (Atlantic horseshoe crab), 3904 nucleotides long. Its product is annotated as transmembrane and TPR repeat-containing protein 1-like. NCBI's taxonomy places the organism in Eukaryota, Metazoa, Arthropoda, Merostomata, Xiphosura, Limulidae. Gene Ontology annotation, molecular function: mannosyltransferase activity; protein binding. The transcript is spliced from 17 exons. Gene Ontology annotation, biological process: protein O-linked glycosylation via mannose. The record is from RefSeq and is a predicted model, not a curated record. Bases 31 to 2676 code for a protein of 881 amino acids.
UAGUAACCACGGCGGAACUCUAUUAUCAAGAUGAAGAACGUUAAGGUGGCUUACAGUGUCUGCAACGUAUCAAACAGCACGGGUGGUGGUAUGAGGCGCAGCGGUUGCUGGCUCGAUGUUUCAAGGCAGGUCGUACCGGUAAACAAGACCAGUGCAACUGGAAGAAAGACUGUAUGGAAUGAUAGGAGUGAAAGCGGGGGCCGUUUCGUCGAGAUUCUUCAAGGUCUUUUUAGAAGAAUCGGUUAUACGUGCUCAUCUUUUCAACCAAGAAUGUUGUUGAGAAAUUUUCUUAACUUCUAUGAUCUGCUACUGUAUGUCAUGGUGGGAAUGGUGGCGAUGCUGUGUUAUCUGAACUCUCUGAAUGGAGAUUUGAUACACGAUGACAUUGUAGCUAUUACAACAAAUCCAGACGUUCUGGGUCAUACUUCAUUACGUGAGUUGUUUCUCAAUGACUUCUGGGGGAAACCCAUGGCAGACCCAUUAAGUCAUAAGUCCUAUAGACCUCUGACAGUACUCACAUUUAGGUGGAAUAUGAUGCUGGGAGGACAGGCAGUGGAAGGUUUUCAUCUGGUGAACGUGGUCCUUCACGGGUUGGUGGUUUGUCUUCUCACCUUCAUGUGUAGAACCGUCCUACAAUGGAACACUGAGAAUUCAGCCAUUACAGGACUUUUGUUUGCUGCUCAUCCCGUCCACACUGAGGCGGUGUCAAGUAUCGUAGGACGAGCAGAACUUCUCAGUGCUUUGUUUUUCUUUGUGUCUUUUCUAUGCUUUCACAAGUAUAGCAAAGAAACAAAGAGUUUUGUUAAAACUUGGUUUGGCACACACACACUCUCGCUGUUGCCUGGGUUUUUAGUUCUUUUGGGAUUCCGUAUAUGGAUGCUUCAUGGUUCGCUACCAAAGUUCUCGGUACAAGACAACCCAGCUGCUUUUGCUCCUUCUGUGAUAACAAGAUUUCUUACUAAGACCUACUUGGUUACGUUCAACGCUUACCUGAUGCUUUGUCCUACGAACCUGUCUUAUGAUUGGCAGAUGGGCAGUAUCCCCCUGGUGGAGACGGUGUUGGACAUGCGUAACUUCGGUUCGAUGUUUUUAUUUGGUGGAGUUCUAACUAUUUUUAUAUACUACAGAAGAAUAGUGAAGAUAAGAGAAAUAACGGUUCUAUCAGUUGCCCUGGCAAUACUCAUAUUUCCCUUUCUACCGGCUUCCAAUCUUUUUAUAACGGUGGGGUUUGUAGUAGCUGAGCGAAUCCUCUAUAUUCCCAGUGCUGGAUUGUAUAUUCUUGUAACCCACGGGCUACAGAGGUUGAAAGACUGGAGUCCGAGGGCGACGUGGCUGCUCAGGAUAAGCACGUUCUUUCUGUUAACCGUAUUUAUGUGGUGUACAUUACGACGAAAUGCUGUAUGGCAAUCCAGAGAAACGCUUUUCAGGUCAGGCCUGGAGAGCGUGCCUCAAAAUGCUAAGGUUCAUUAUAACUACGCUAACUUAGAAAAGGACUUGGGAAACAUUGAACUGUCUAAGAGACACUACAGAACUGCGCUCAGCUUGUGGCCGAGUCACGCCAGCGCACACAACAAUCUGGGAACACUACUCACCGAUCCAAUCGAAGCUGAAUAUCACUUUAAAGCUGCUAUUUCUAUAAAUCCUUUUCAUGCCAGGGCCUACUUCAAUCUUGCCAACCUGCACAGUAAGCAGGAUAAGAAAGAAGAAGCGGAAGCCUACUUGAAACAAGCUAUCGACAUAGAUCCAGGUUUUGCUGAAGCUUACUCUGCUUUAGCUUCUCUUUAUGCCGACCUUGGUCAUAUGAUCGAUGCAGAAAAGCUCCAUCUAGUGGCGCUUAGUAUAAGUCCACACAACGUCGAUGCUCUUAAUAAUUAUGGCGUUUUUAUCCAGAGUUUAGGUCGUGAAGAUGAAGCUGUUGAGUUUUAUCAACGUGCUGUUCAGAUUAACCCUAACCAUACGGUGGCGCUGCUCAAUGCAGCGAGGACACUGCGUUCCCUAAAGUAUAUAGAUGAAGCAAAACAAUUAUAUAAAAGAGCUCUAGAGAUAGAUGAAGAUCCCCAGGUCAUGGACAACCUUGGAACUUUGUACCUAAAAUCUGGACGUUUUCGGGAGGCUCACAAACUCUACGGCCAAUUGAUCAAUAAACACGAAAGUUAUUUGGAAGGAAAAGUACAUUAUGCGCAGCUCCUGAUGCAAGAACGAAGCUUUUACCAGGCCGAAGAGUUAUUGUUGUCAGUGCUCAACAACAACGCCACCUACCGAGAAGCAUUUCAUCAACUUGCCGUGCUCUUCAUCCAUACAAACAAGACUUCAGAGGGCCUAGAAAAUAUACUUCAAGCACUCCGUCUUUGUCACGUGACCGACAAAUCCUGCGCUCAACUUUACGUCAGCCAUGGUGAUCUUAUGAAGGACAUGGGUGAUCUGGAGACUGCAGCACAGAGCUACAGUCUGGCAAUACAACUUGACCCAGAGAUAUGCCAUGCCCACUUAAACCUUGGUGUAACUUAUCAUCUUCAGGGUUGGUACCUGGAAGCUCUUAAACAUUACCAAACAGCCCAGACCUUAGAUCCACAGAAUCCUGUGGUUUUAGAGAACCUAGAGAAGCUGAAGAAAAAAAUGUGGAAAAAGUCAGCGCUUGAAUGUAAUGAAGAAAGUAAAUUUUGUAGAACCUGGUGAAGUUUCGAUUCAUGUAAUGUUUACACUAUUGUGUCGUUUAAAACGGAUUACGUUACAGCAUAAUAAAGUGAGAAAAACUUGAGAAAAUUUAAGUUAAUGUGAAAUUUAGAUCUGGCAAAGUCCCGAAACUGACAAGAAAAAAACCGUUUAAGGUGAAAAAUUCCAAAAUGGCUAAACUAAUGAAGAUGAUAACAUUUAUAAACUGGUGAUGAUUAGAAUUUGGUGGAGGGAAUAACAUAGUAAAAUGAAGAGCCAAAUACAGCGUUAAAUGUGGUAAAAUGGAGAACUUAGUAGAGAGAAGUUGAUAAAGUGGAAAAUCAGAUGAUCAGCAGAGCAUAACGAUGGUUAAGAUUUGCUGAAAUUAAUAAUUGUUAAAUGAAUAACCUAGUAAACAAAUAACUUGGGGAAGUAAACAGCGAGGUUUAUUUGGAACCUGAUGAUAUGAAAAGCUAAGUAAAGUGAAGAAGCUGCAAUCUUGAAAAAUGUAAUGAUUAGAGGUUAUUGAAGUAUAUAUAUAUAUAUUAGUAUAAAGAGGAAUCUGAUACUGAUUAGGAACUGAUGAUACGAAGAGCUCAGUAUAGUGAAGAAGCUGGUUUGUUGACGAACGUGUUGAUAAGAACCUUGUGAAGUGUACAUACUUUUAUAAAGAGUAAUCUAAUGCUGACUAGUACUUAAUGAAAUGAAAAACUUAGUAAAGUGAAGAAGCUGGCGAAGAACCUGAUGAAGUAAAUAUAUUGGUAAGAUUAAGAAUCUGGUGGAGUAAACACAAUGAAGUACAGAACUAAGCAUUUACGAAAUAAAAUGAUGGUGAACCUAACCCAACUUUCAUUAGAACUUGACGAAAAAAUAAACUUAAUAAAGUGAAUAACCCCGAUAGAGUAAAUAAGUGUGAUUAGUGAUGAGACAAGUCAAAGUAAGAAUCUUGGAAGAAAAUAUUGUGUUGUUUAUUUGUUUGUUUGUUUUCCUUUGCACUUGUUUCCAACAGACUGGAAGAUUGAGUUCCUAAGAAAAUGGACAUGGUAAACAAAUAUAGUUCUAUUCGAGUGUGAUGUUUAUUGUUUUCAGUAAAGAUUUCCGCGUGUUUCCAAAACACUUGGGAACUUAUAUGAUUCACUAGUGGACUUGCUGUCUAUGCAACCAACUUCAGUCACAUGUAAGUGUCAUGUUCGAUGUAGUAAUACUAUAUGAACAAUGAUAAAUAAAUGUUUACCCAAAAUAUUUUGGAAAC